UUUAUGGUUUGGUUUGACCACUGCUUCUUGGGCUCCAUUACUCUGAGCCUCUCACAUUUCUAAUACUAAUAUUCUUCUCUCUCACCCCCUCGCCUUCUUUUUCUCUCUCUGAAAAAUCUGUUUCUUACUUUUUCCAUUGGCUUUUAUUUGACUUGUAUGCAUUAGGGUUCUUUGUUCAAUCGAAUCAAAUCUCACAAAUUGCCAGCCACAGAUUUUAAUUGCAGAUUGGUGGUCUGUUCAGUCGUCUUUUGACCAGCCAAGAUCAAAACUUUGUAGCCAAGAGCUCCAGAUCAAUUGAGGUUGCAGAGACCAUUCUUAUUAGGAGAAUACUGAGCCUUGAUACAGCCUAAAACCUUGUGCAGAGGAUGGGGUGUUUCACAGUUUUGAAGAGUAAGAAGAAAAAAUCUGAGCAGGCUACUUAUGUCAAACGAGUCAACCCUCAGGAGCAUACACCCACUACACUGCCUGAACCGCGUAUCCAGACUCGUGCUUUGCAAUCUGCGCCCCCAAGUUUUAGAAACAGAGUGAAACCUGUUCACCCAAUUAAUAGAGUGGCCAACAGUAGAACACGGGCAUUAUCUGCCCCAUCUAGCCUCGAUGCAGCAGAACAAGAGGCUCUCUCAUCAAUUGAAUGUGACUGUGAGGAACAGGAAGAGCCAAAGGGUCGGGUUGGAUCAAUGAAGGAACAUCGUUCCCCGAGUCCACAACCCCUACCUCUUCCUUCACCUCAGAGUGCUGCUGUUUUGAAGACGAUGGGAAGCUUUAAAGCUGUAAAUGCCAGCGUCCCUCCUCUCAAUGCUUCUGGACCACUGCCUGUCCCUCCUCUCAAUGCUUCUGGACCAUUGCCUCUGCCUCCUAUGGGAACACUACGUAACUUUUCAUUUGAAGAAAUUGCUGCUGCCUGCCAUAAUUUCUCCCCUGAUCGAUGCAUGUCAGAAAGUCUUUCUUCCGUAUUUUAUAGAGCUUCCUUCGGCGAUGAUGCUUCUGUCUCAAAAAAGCUUGAAGCAACUGUCACUCGCCUUCACCCAUCUGCCCAGGGUUUGAAGGAAUUUAUAAAUGAGGUGAACACUCUUUCAACUUUGCAACAUCCCUACCUCUGUAAAUUGCUUGGUUUUCAUGCACGUGAAGGAUCAGAACAAAGAAUGUUGGUUUUUGAAAGGCUUUGCCAUGGGAGCUUAGACCGCCUUUUGUAUGGGAGGUCAGAUGGUCCCCCUAUUGAUUGGAAUGCCAGGAUGAAAGUUGCUUUAUGUGCUGCACAAGGUCUCACUUUCUUACAUGAGGAAGGGCCUUUCCAGGCAAUGUUCAAUGAAUUCUCAACUGCCAAUAUACAGAUUGACAAAGAUUUUAGCGCAAAACUUUCAGGAUAUGGUUGCAUUAGCCACAUUCCAGAGGCAGAGAUUUCCAGUAGUUCAGUUGCCUCGGCAAAUCUUUCAGUGGAGACACUGGAGAGAGGAUUGCUAACCCCGAAGAGCAAUGUUUGGAGUUUUGGAAUUGUGCUUCUCGAGUUGCUUACCGGCAGGAAGAAUCGUGACAGCCGCCAUCCCAAGGAAGAAUUGAACUUGGUUAAGUGGAGCCGGCCUUUUCUAGCUGAUGAUUGUAGAUUGUCGUUGAUCAUGGACCCUCAGCUAAAAGGCCGCUUCCCAUCCAAAGCAGCCCGGACAGUGGCUGAUAUUGCUCAAAAAUGUCUUCAAAUAGAUCCAUCAGAAAGACCCACCAUGAGAACCAUUGUAGACCGUCUUAAAAGCAUACAAGACGUGAAGUAUUCCUGCCGGUUCCCUCUUCAAGAGCCCGGCGCAAUUGCUGGAAAACAUAUGUCAAGAUCACCGAGCCUGAACGGGAUCAUUACUCCAGCUCCCAGGCUGAGUUUCUCCCCGUCUCCAACAAACAGACCAUCAAUUUCUCCAACUCGGCCACAUGGAUUACCUGUUUCUCUUCCUCCCCGAUGUUCCUCCACUCUUUCUUUGGAGGAAAUGGAACGACAGGAGAGCCGGAGAUCAUCGGCCUCAACUGUUCGAAUGCCUAGUGUUAAAGGAUUUUGAUUGUUAAUAGAGCAUUUUUUUCAUUUUUCGUUUUUUUUGUUUGUUUUUUUAUUUUAAUUUUACAUGAUAUAUAGAAGAUAAAGAUGUGUUUUCCCUACCUUCCAUUCUUCAGGAAGAUGAUAUGGAGAAGAUGAUAUGUUGUAGAUAAGUGUAUCUUUCUGGGUUGGUUACUCUCCAAUAACCAGAGCCCGUGUUCUGCUGA
Molecule: messenger RNA, 2241 nt
Organism: Cornus florida
Lineage: Eukaryota; Viridiplantae; Streptophyta; Magnoliopsida; Cornales; Cornaceae
Product: probable serine/threonine-protein kinase PBL1
Exons: 5
Coding region: 366-2039 (557 amino acids)
Biological process (GO): protein phosphorylation
Molecular function (GO): ATP binding; protein kinase activity
Source: RefSeq, a predicted model, not a curated record